AUGGCAUGCCUGGGUUUCCUCCUCCUCCUCCUCCUCCUCCUCCUCACCAACACCGUGGCCCGGGGGGAGUACGGCGUGGUCCAUGUGGUGUCAGAGAACUGGAGCAAGGACUACUGUGUCCUGUUCAGCUCCAACUAUGUCACCCUCCCCCGCGACCUGCACCACGCCCCACUCUUGCCCCUGCAUGAUGGCACCACAGCACCCUGGUGCCCAGGCGAGGACUCCUUCCACCAGGCCCAGCCCACCUCCCCCAGCCAGCGGCCCCUCCGCCAGACCACCGCCAUGGUCCUGAGGGGCAACUGCAGCUUCUACACCAAGGGCUGGCUGGCUCAGGGCCAAGGCGCCCACGGGCUGCUCAUCGUGAGCCGCGUCAGCGGCCAGCAGUGCUCAGACACCACCCCGGCGUCCCAGGACCCCCGCCAGCCCCUGCCAGACCUCUCCAUCCCAGUGGCAGUGCUCCGCUACACCGACAUGCUUGACAUCUUCAGCCACAUCCGCGGUGGCGCCACGGUCCGUGUGGCCUUGUAUGCGCCCCCAGAGCCCAUCCUUGACUACAACAUGGUGGUCAUCUUUGUCUUGGCCGUAGGCACCGUGGCCGUGGGCGGCUACUGGGCGGGCCUGACUGAGUCUAACCGGCUGCAGCGGCGCCGAGCCCGAGGAGGAGGGGGGCCGGGCGGACACAACCAUCAGCAAGCAGUGGCAGCCCAGCGGGGGCAGGAGGAAGACGAGGAUGCCCCAGUGGACUUCACGCCGGCCAUGACGGGCGCAGUGGUCACCACGUCCUGCUCCAUCAUGCUGCUACUCUACUUCUUCUACGACUGCUUUGUCUAUGUCAUGAUCGCCAUCUUCGGCCUGGGCGCGGGCACUGGCCUCUACAGCUGCCUGGCACCCCUGGCGUGCCACCUGUCCCUGCAGCAGCACCAGUGGCUCCUGCCUGGCCGCCGGGCCCGUCUGCAGCUGCCUCUGCUGCUGCUGGCCGGCCUGUGCACAGUGGUGACCGUCCUCUGGGUUGCCUACCGCAACGAGGAACGCUGGGCGUGGCUCCUGCAGGACACGCUGGGCGUGGCCUACUGCCUCCUCGUCCUGCAGCGCGUGCGGCUGCCCACACUCAAGAACUGCGCCUCCUUCCUGCUGGCCCUGCUGGCCUUUGACGUCUUCUUUGUCUUUGUCACGCCCCUCCUCACCAGGACUGGCGAGAGCAUCAUGGUGGAGGUGGCCUCGGGCCCCACAGAUUCCUUGAGCCAUGAGAGGCUGCCCAUGGUGCUCAAAGUGCCCCGGCUGAGCUUCUCAGCCCUGACCCUGUGCAACCAGCCCUUCUCUAUCCUUGGCUUCGGUGACAUCGUGGUCCCAGGCUUCCUGGUGGCCUAUUGUCACCGCUUCGACGUGCAAAUCUGCUCACGCCAGGUCUACUUCAUGGCCUGCACGGUGGCCUAUGCCGUGGGCCUGCUGGUCACUUUUGUGGCCAUGGUCCUCAUGCAGAUGGGCCAGCCCGCCCUGCUCUACCUGGUGUCCAGCACCCUGCUCACCAGCCUGGCAGUGGCCGCCUGCCGCCGGGAGCUCACCCUCUUCUGGACAGGCCAGGGCAGGGUCAAGAUGCCCACUCGGCCUGUGGCAGGGCUCUGCGCUGCCCCUUCUGAGCAGAAGCAGGAGGAUGCAACAGAUGUCCACACAGCCAGUGGGUUUAAGGGGGCUACCGGCCACUCGUCAGAGGACUUAGACAGCAGCCUUGAGGAAGACACGGCUGAGACCGUCACCAUAUCUGAGGAUGAAGCCACUGGUCCAGAUAGCCACAGUGAUAGCUCCGAAGGCUGGAGUGAUGCCAACCUGUACCCUGAUGAGUUGCCCCGUGCCUCCCCUGGGGCCUCGGAGGGGCUGAUGCCACUAAUGCCGAUGGCCAUGCUGAUACCACUGAUGCCAUUGAUGCCACCACCCUCGGAGCUGGGCCACGCCCAGGCCCAGGCCCAGGCCCACGAUGUCGACCUGCCCUGGACCGGAAUCCACAAAAGGAAAGGCUUGAAGAUAAAGAAGAGCAUGUCGACCCAGGCCCCCUUGUGA
Diceros bicornis minor is the source of this 2055-nucleotide messenger RNA. RefSeq names its product signal peptide peptidase like 2C (gene SPPL2C). Gene Ontology annotation, molecular function: aspartic endopeptidase activity, intramembrane cleaving. Bases 1 to 2055 code for a protein of 684 amino acids. The record is from RefSeq and is a predicted model, not a curated record. Gene Ontology annotation, cellular component: cytoplasmic side of endoplasmic reticulum membrane; Golgi-associated vesicle membrane; lumenal side of endoplasmic reticulum membrane. Gene Ontology annotation, biological process: membrane protein proteolysis. NCBI's taxonomy places the organism in Eukaryota, Metazoa, Chordata, Mammalia, Perissodactyla, Rhinocerotidae. The transcript has a single exon.